GUUGCGCACACAGACAGAUUUCAGUGACUGAGCUCCGAGGCUCAGAGAAGUUGGAGGUCAGAGUAGAAACGGUGCAGGAUGAGGAAGAAGCUGAGGAGGCAGAGCGGCUGCUUAGUUUUCUGAGGACGUUUGUGCUCAUUGCGCACCGCAGCUGAAUUACACUGUGGACUUUCCCGAGGAGCAGAGAUGGCUUCACUCAUUCACUGUCUGAUUGUUUUUAUACAUUCUUUUUUGUAUUUGAAGCAAACAUGUUGCAUGGAGGUAGAUUUCUUUACACCCGAACGCGUGGAUCUCCAAGAUGAUGAGAAGCAUCUGCAGAUGAAUGAAAGACAGAGUGUUUUUCGAUUAACUGCUUUCAAACAGGAAUUUUACCUCAGACUCGCACCGGAUUCUAGUUUUCUUGCUCCGGGCACCUUGGUCCCUGAGAGGGGCCCUUUGGCACCUAACGCGUCUGAAGCGGCAGACCUCAGGGAAUGUUUCUACUCAGGUGAUGUCAACAGAGAUCCGGACUCAUUUGCCGCUGUCAGCCUGUGCAAAGGUCUCCACGGAGGGUUCUCCUACAGGGGAAUGGAGUAUUUCAUCAGCCUACACAGAGCUGAAGACGCAGCAGCCGCGUCUGGAUACAGAAACUAUUUCGACAGGACGCAUGUCAUCCGUCGCAGGAGACGCACUGAUGCGCACUCGAGCGGCAACUUCACCAGCAGGUGUGGAGUUACACCUGAUCCCAGCUUCACCGUCUCCCUGGAGAAAUACAAGCAUGUGGGCGAACCGGAUAAUGAUGACUUCACUGAAACUGUGUUGAAAACCUUAGGCAGGUCAAAAAGGUUCGCCUCCAUCCCCAGGUUUGUGGAGGUGCUGGUGGUGGCAGAUGAAUCCAUGGCUAAAUUUCACGGGGAUGACCUGAAGCAUUAUCUCCUGACCCUGAUGUCGGUAGCAGCCAGGCUUUACAAACACCCCAGCAUCUUCAACUCCAUAAACAUAGUGGUGGUGGGCUUCAUGGUGAUAAAUGAGGCCAACAAGGGACCAAAGGUUUCCAGUAAUGCAGCCUUGACUCUGCGCAACUUCUGCUCCUGGCAGAAGAAGUUGAAUAAACACAAUGACAAGCACCCUGACUACUGGGACACUGCCAUACUGUUCACCAAACAGGAUCUCUGUGGGGCCACAACCUGCGACACACUGGGGAUGGCUGACGUCGGGACCAUGUGUGACCCGAAGAGGAGCUGCUCUGUCAUCGAGGAUGACGGCCUUCCCUCGGCUUUCACCACUGCCCACGAACUAGGCCACGUCUUCAACAUGCCCCACGACAAUGUGAAGGCAUGCGAGGAGGUAUUCGGGAAACUGAAGGACAACCACAUGAUGUCUCCCACGCUGAUUCAGAUUGACAGGAGCCGACCCUGGUCUGUUUGCAGCGCAGCCAUCAUUACUGAGUUCCUGGACAGAGGUCAUGGGGACUGUCUGCUGGACCAGCCUCAGAGGCAGCUGUCUCUCCCGGACAACCUGCCUGGCUCCAGCUACAGCCUGCACCGCCAGUGUGAGCUCGCCUUUGGACCCGCCUCAAAACCCUGCCCAUACAUGCAGCCCUGCUCCAAACUGUGGUGCACUGGGAAGGCCCGGGGACAGCUGGUCUGUCAAACCCGACACUUUCCCUGGGCGGACGGCACCAGCUGUGGCAACGGCAAGGUCUGCUACAGAGGAGCCUGCGCUGAUAAGAAUGCCACCAUGCACAUCAAGGUGGAUGGCCGGUGGGGCAAAUGGGGUGCAUAUGGAGAUUGUUCCCGCAGUUGUGGUGGAGGAGUUCAGCUCGCCAAGAGGGAGUGUAACAACCCCGUCCCUGAGAAUGGAGGCAAAUACUGCUACGGCCUUCGCAUCAAAUAUCGUUCCUGUAACCUCAACCUCUGCCCUGAAACAGGUAAGAGUUUCAGGGAGGAGCAGUGUGAGGCAUUCAACGGCUUAAACCUGAACACCAACAGACUGGGUUCUUCUGUGGUGUGGGUUCCCAAAUAUUCCGGCAUCUCUCCCAAGGACAAAUGCAAGCUCAUCUGCCGUGCUAACGGUACUGGGUACUUCUAUGUCCUUGCUCCUAAGGUUGUGGAUGGGACGCCCUGCUCUCCUGACACCUCAGCUGUAUGUGUUCAGGGAAAAUGCAUCAAGGCAGGCUGCGAUGGCAAGCUGGACUCUAACCAGAAGUUUGACAAGUGUGGCAUGUGUGGCGGGGACAACCAGGGCUGUAAGAAAGUCUCAGGACUGUUCACCAAACCUGUUCAUGGCUACAACUUUGUGGUGAUGCUGCCAGCGGGAGCCUCCAACAUUGACAUCCGUCAGCGCGGCUAUCGAGGAAUGGUCAGCGAUGAAAACUACUUAGCAGUAAAGAAUCAGCGUGGCGCGUACCUCCUGAACGGCAACUAUGUGGUGUCAGCGGUGGAGCGCGACCUGCUGGUGAAGGGCAGCCUGCUGCGUUACAGCGGCACCUCCACAUCUAUCGAGAUUCUCCGGGCAACCAGACCCUUGCAGGAGCCCCUGACUGUGGAGGUACUCUCUGUCGGGAAGAUGACUCCGCCCAGGGUGCGCUACUCUUUCUACGUCUCCAAGGAGAGCAAGGAGGAGAAAACACUGCAGAAAGAGGAGAGAAGCCACAAAACACAUAACAGCGUCCUGAUGGACAGCAACAAAGUAGAAGUCAAGAAGCAAGCGAUGGGUAAGAGGCCGGUUAGUCACUGGGUGACAGGAAAUUGGGAUAUAUGCACAGUGACAUGUGGCAACGGUUUUCAGAAGAGGCUGGUGCAGUGCCAGAGCGUGGAGGGGCGUCCUGCAGUGGACUGUGACAGCACCGACAAGCCUGUAGCUAUGAGACCAUGUGGGGAUCCAUGCCCAAUGUGGGAUGUAGGUACCUGGUCUCACUGCUCCAAGUCCUGUGGAAGGGGCUUCAAAAGGCGGUUGGUGCACUGCAUUACCGAGACAGGUAUGAAUCUACCCAGGGAGCACUGCUCUGGACGGAGGAAGCCUCAGGAACUGGACCUCUGCAACCUAAAGCCAUGUUAGAGCAGAGCGGGCACAGUCCAGGGAUUGAAUUUUGGAAGUCAAACUGAUGCAAAUACUCUCAACUUCAGUCUGACUGUGUCUGCAGGGGUGUCCCCUCUACAGUAGAAGACAGGCAGCGCCCUGUCCUCCUGCUCCUGUUUGAAGACAGAGAUCUGUUUACAUAUAAAUAGAGGGACAGCUGUCUUCUUGUAAAGUGAAAUGCACAUCAAACCAACUGUGGCAGGUUUGACUUUUGUUAGUCUACCUCUUCCUUAAACGAUGACACAAUGCGUGCAUGUGUAAACUGUUGAGAGACGGUUGCAGAGGAUGCAGAGACACUGAUCAUUCCAUGCAUAGGAUGAGAUAAGAAUGGAUGAAAGCUUGUGACACCCACACUGUGCUGUUAUCAGAAGCAGGUUUCUGUGAAUUGACGUUUUGUUCACUCAUCACUGAAGUGAUCGAUAUGUGAAACUGUACUGUAUCUGCCACAGUCCAGACAUCAUUAGUCUGUGCUGUUCUUGCAUCAUUUUGUUGAAUCUUUGAAUUGAUGUCUUGAUUUGGUGCCAGUCACUUCAUCCUAACAGCUUUAUGUCAUUUGGAAAUGAAACAGUCAACAUGAUAUCACUUGAAACGGUCUUUUUUCCAAUUGGAUCAAUAUCAAAGAGUCCCUGAAUACUAAUGACCAAAUAUCUAAAAACUUUUUUUGCAUAGGUAAAUUUGUGUAUACAGUAAAUGUAGGCUGUUUGUAUGGUGCAAUCGUAAUGUGUUUCUGUCUGUAGUAUUGUGUGUUCUAUGUUGCCAAAGAGCUAUAACCUUCCACAAAGCCUUAGCACUGUGAGAGACACUUCUCUGCAUGAGCCGCACAGGAGCGUGGCUUCCUCAAAGAACCAUCGCUGUACAUUUCCAUCAUCACCUGAAAAUUACCUUCCGACUGUUACACUCAAAGCUCCUGGAGGCUGUAAAGAUUUGAAACACUUAACUGAACUAAUCAAUUGAAUCAACAGAGAAGAAAACAAGCAAAAACUGAACUGGUUUCACAUUUAAAAGCUUUAUAUUGGACUCUCUGUUGAACAAAACAAACAAUAUGAAGAUGUUAUGUUGGGGUCUAGAAAAUGUGAAAUUUAUAUUUUUCAUUACAUAAUCCAAACAGUCAUUGACUAUGAUCAUAAUAAUUAAGAUUAUAUUAGCAGCAGAACACAAUGUAUUCAUUGAGGUUUGCUAAAGAGCAUGAAAAGGGAACAGCUGGAUGAGGAAAAAGCAAAUCGAUAAACUCACUCUCACAAUAAAAGACAGGAAAUGCAUUACUUGGUUUAAAAACACAAAUGGAAAAAUUCCUUUUGAUCGUAUGUAAAGGCAAAGACUUUAAACUCUAUUAGCAAAAUAUUAUAGCCACUCAUAGAUGAAAAAUCUUUGAUAAUCCCAUAACAAAGGUGCACGUCAGAGUCUGGAGUACAUUAUAUCAGAUGAUAAAUUAAAAGUUAGUUCUCGUAGUCAUUGUGUUGCAUGCGGGAGAAGUGGGUACGUGUAAAGACGAGAGGGACUUAGACAAAGUCCUGAUUGUUGUGGCAAGAUGACUGGGUCAGAGGAUUCUUCAAGGGUCAGAGGAUUCUUCAAGGGUCCAAAGAUUUUGUGUCUGAACCCAACAAGACCUGAAAAUGUAACUGAAACCGAACCAGACCAGUUUUUUUUAGUUGAAAGCCGAGACUUCAUGAAAGACAGCCAGGAGACACAUACCUGAUUGCCAAUGGUUCUUGUGACACUACGUCUUAACCUUCAAAAGGAAGUGAUUGGUGACGUGCCAACUUCCUGUAGUGAACUAGGUGAAACCUGCAGUAUAUUGUGGCAACAUGUUUAUUCACCCCAUUAAAGACACCCUCGGUAAAACUACUGGCAAACUCUACUCGAACAAGUAAAUCAAUUAGCAAACUGAUACUUCUGCACUUUCCAUCCUGGCAUUACAUUGUUUUAAUGUGAUUCUUCUAAUUUGAUUUCAACUCGUCAUCUUUCCAAUUGUUUCCAAAAUAGCUGGAACUGAGUCAGAGCUGGAACUAGUGGUAUCUCGGCCAAGGCCCAAAUUAUGACACUUAAAUUUGCCAGAUCCAAAUUUUUAUUUGGAUACGCACUUAAUUAAACACACUCAUAAAUAUCAGUCUGCAAAACAUGUCUGAUUUUUCUUUUUUUUGCCAGAUCCAUGAAUCAUUCUCUGGGAAUUUUGUCAAAAUGUAUAAAAAAAAAUAAAAUAAAUCCUAUUUUAAUAACGGAGAGGGCAGAAAAAAUAACCUCCUUGGUGGAGCUAAAUAUUUGAAGCAUACUUUCAGAAUAGAGAAUAAAUAAACAGUCUAACAAAUAUUUGGUAAAAGCUCUUUGAACGUCACAGAAUGAUGGGAGAUAACUUCUAUUACUCAAAGGUGAAAUUUUCCUUAAAUCUCAUCAUGCCCCUCAACACAAAACUUAUUUCAGUGUUCAUUUUUUAAAUCUGCUUUGGUUCAGGGGGACAACUAAACCAUUCUAAAAGAUGGUUUUGUACAGUUAAUUCUUUUAUUUCACACCAUGUACAGAUAAUGUUGUUUUUAUCAGUUGUCUUCUGUAUUGUAUACUAUGUAUACAUCCAUCUAUCGGCAUUAAAUAAAAUAUAUAUAUGGGAUUAUAA
Paralichthys olivaceus (Japanese flounder) is the source of this 5668-nucleotide messenger RNA. RefSeq names its product A disintegrin and metalloproteinase with thrombospondin motifs 15-like. NCBI's taxonomy places the organism in Eukaryota, Metazoa, Chordata, Actinopteri, Pleuronectiformes, Paralichthyidae. Gene Ontology annotation, biological process: proteolysis; extracellular matrix organization. Gene Ontology annotation, molecular function: zinc ion binding; metalloendopeptidase activity. The record is from RefSeq and is a predicted model, not a curated record.